GUAACACUCAAUACAAUAUUUAUGUAUAGCAACCUGUUACAUGUAUAUACAACAUGCAUUUAAUGUGAAUUCCUUAUUAAUAAGACAUAAAUGGAAAAUUUGAUUUCUUCGUUUCAACGGCUCUUCAUCUUAUUACACAUUUUAAAGGGUUAACAAUGCAACAGCUUAUUCAGUCAGAAAUCUGCGCUAACAAUAUACACCUUCAGCUCUUUGAGCCAACCAUUAUUGCAAAUCCAUUUCGUGAAGUAAGUUACGUUCUGCAAAAAACUGACGAUGAUGCUGUUUUCUUGAUCGAGACAAUACCUGCCAAAGAGCCGUGUAAAACAAGUGGAAAUUUUCGUUUUUACGAAGGAAGCGGUAAAACCGGAAUUCUCCGUUAUGAGCAUGGAUGUAUGGCUGAGGUGAAGACAUGGGUUGCUGACAGCAACACUGUUUCUAUGGAUGUUAAUAAACCAGCAUUUUCUGUUUGGACGCUUUUAGCCAAAGAUCAAUCUCAAGGUGCAUGUUUAGGUGAUCCAGUGAAUUUAUUAGCCGAACGAAGAGAAAAAUUCAUUACCACUGCUACUUUUCCCAGGCAAUACCCUGCACAGGUUAACUGUACAUGGAAUAUAACAUCGCAAAAUAACAGAAACAUAGCACUGACCGUCUAUUAUCUGGAUGUCGAAGUAGGUCCUGAGUGGAACUGUGUUUUUGAUUAUAUCAAAAUUCAAUCAGAUGGUAAAGAUGAAUAUUUAUGUGGUGAGAAUAUAUGGGAUAAAGAAACGUUUCAUGGCUCUCAUUUUCUUGUGGAUUUUAUAAGUGACAAAAGUGGAGUAAGAAAUGGUUUUUUAAUUGGUUUUCAUGAACUGCAGAUUAUACACGACGAUUUAUAACUAAAAUAAAA
Molecule: messenger RNA, 883 nt
Organism: Mytilus californianus (California mussel)
Lineage: Eukaryota; Metazoa; Mollusca; Bivalvia; Mytilida; Mytilidae
Exons: 8
Coding region: 156-872 (238 amino acids)
Source: RefSeq, a predicted model, not a curated record